GGUAUUGAUGUAAGCGAUCCAACGAGGAAGUCGAAAAGGUGAAUUGACCAGAAAGGAAACAUCAUGCCGGCGUACCACUCUCAGUUCCAGAACCCACCCCAGGUGUUGGGGAACAUGGCGCUGUUACCACUGAGGACAUCUUACAAGGGACCAGCUCCCAGGGAUACGAGUGACUUUGAUAUCAUUGAUGAAGCAAUUUACUAUUUCAAAGCCAAUAUCUUCUUCAGAAAUUAUGAAAUAAAGAGUGAAGCAGACCGUACCUUAAUUUACAUUACAUUGUUCAUAUCGGAGUGCCUUAAGAAAUUCCAGAAGUGUCAGUCUAAAAACCAGGGACAGAAGGAAAUGUACACGAUUGGUAUAUACAACUACCCUAUUCCUGGAGAGAAAGGUUUCCCACUCAAUGCAAUGUUUGCCAAACCAUCCGGUCGCAGUGAAGAAGAUAACAUGAGGGCCUACCUCCAGCAGAUCCGACAGGAGACAGGACUUCGCAUGUGUGAGAAGGUGUUUGAGCAAGCCUCAGACAAACCCAGCAAGUGGUGGAUGUGCUUUUCAAAGAGGAAGUUUUUGGACAAGAGUUUGUCAGCACCCGGACAGUGAUAGACAUUUACUUAGAUUUAUUAAAUAUUAUCAUAACAAGAAGGAUACACAUUUCAGAAACCAUACAGAGAAUACACUGAAAUUCUAUCAAUGAUGUAUUCGCUGUUAAGGAUUUUGGGAGAUUUCUGAAGUAAAUCAUCAAUUGUUUAAAUGCAUGUGACAUACUAGAACAUGUAUGUAUGAUGUCAUAUGAUAUACAUGUUUGAUGUAUUUUUUCUUUCCAUUUUAUCUGACAAAUAUAAUUCAAGCUUAUUUAUAUCAUUCAAUAUAUUCAAGGAGAAUGAACAAAGUCUAUAUUUUCUUUGAAAUUGUCUGUAUAUGUAACUAUUUAUCCAAGGUAUCUGCAAUGUAGGAAUUUCAAUGUACCAAAAAACACAUUUUCAUGUUUUCAAAAUCUCCUUUGAAGAAUAUUAAUUAAGCUUACUUUAUUUCCAAAUUUGAUCUGAUAUUUUUUUUCACUUAGAAAUAAUGGUAUAAUGUCAUUUUAAAAUUGACACAUGUGCAAUCAUAAAUUUGAUCUGAUAUUUUUUACAGCUAAAUUAUGGUAGAAUUUCUUUUUUUUUUAAUUGAAAUGGGUGCAUUUUGACAUCGUAGGUCUGAUUUGUUUUCAAUAUUUAUUUAUAACAUAUACCGGUAUAUGUGCUAUACACACCUGUUUGUACAAAUUCUAUUAUAGCAGUAUGUUACAUAGAAGAGAAACCAGCCACGGGAAACUACCUGGAAUCUGUACCAUUAAUAAAGAAAAUGUCUCUCCAAUGUAAUCCAGUGGCUGUAAGCUAUCACAAGGUUUAUGUUUAGAGUCCAACUAAUUGUAUUGUAUUUCAUUACAUUUUUAAUUAUAUGUGAAACUCAGUUGUCAAAUUCAAAUUUUGAAAAUUAUUUGUAAAAACAUGACUAAAUGUUUUUGUAUUUUAGUGAUCAGUUUCUUAUUCAUGAGAAGAAAGAGAAUCUCUAGACCAGAUGUCGUUUGAUUUUGAUCUGAAAUUUUGUACACUUUCUUAAUAAUAUUCUUUACAGGAAACAUGUUAAAACAAAUCUUUUAAAAUUAUCAGUACUUAAUUGUCUCGGAAUGAGAUAAAAACAUGUAUGUAUCCAUAUUGAGAGAAUGAGUUAUGAACCAUUUAAAUAUGUAAGGUUACAUUCUUCCAUCUAUUAAGAUAUACUAUGUAUUAAUGCUUUUAUAAGUUAAAAAGGAGUAUUAUUAAAUAUGAUAUAACUAUU
This is a messenger RNA of Mizuhopecten yessoensis (Yesso scallop), 1818 nucleotides long. RefSeq names its product actin-related protein 2/3 complex subunit 3-like. Gene Ontology annotation, molecular function: actin filament binding. The record is from RefSeq and is a predicted model, not a curated record. The coding region runs from base 64 to 597 and encodes 177 amino acids. The transcript is spliced from 7 exons. Gene Ontology annotation, cellular component: Arp2/3 protein complex; cytoskeleton. Lineage: Eukaryota; Metazoa; Mollusca; Bivalvia; Pectinida; Pectinidae. Gene Ontology annotation, biological process: Arp2/3 complex-mediated actin nucleation; regulation of actin filament polymerization.